AUCGAAAAUGGGAGCAAGUAGAAGUUAAUGAAGUUUUUAUUACCAAUAAACCCAAGCUUGAAUCUGUACUGAUAUUGAAUCGGCUAUGGUUCCAAGAAAAUGUAAUGAAACUAGACUUUCCAAAUAAAACUCUUACAUUGCUCAAUGGAAUUAGUUGCAAGAACAUUAAAGAAAAGAAACUUCAGGAUCAAGAAUCACUUACAAUACUUCCUGAAGAGGAAAGACCUCAAGACCUCAACUCAGAUGCUCAUUCACGCAAUAGCAUAUCAUCCGAAGCAUCGGCUAAUUCAGAUGGUAGUAAAUUACCUCCAAAAGGCAAAAUAUGUAGCGAAGCGAAUUCAAAGUGUAAGAAAAGUCUAGGCAAGCUUAAGCGAGAAUUAUUUACUCCUGAGUUGUCUUCACAAGAGCCAUCAAUAGAACAAUAUCAUGCAACUGAAAUUUCCGAGACAUUAUGUCCCGGAAAAGUUACUUCUGGUGACAAUUCUAGCAUUGAUAAGGCCUCACAACAUCUAGCUCAGUUAUGUGAUAAAGCUUUUGAUGCUGAAGAUAGAGCGAAUCGAGCUAAUCAGAAGGAAAUUUUAUGCUGGUCCCUCUAUUCGAAGGAUUUCAGAAUUCAGCUCAACGAGAUUAUAGAAAAUAGCGGCGGUAAAAUUGGUGAAAAGAAAGCAAGAGGCUUACUGUAUGAUUCCAUUACAGAACAGCUUAAUUUACUUCGCAAACAAAUAUCCCAAGAAUUAG
Messenger RNA from Acaulospora morrowiae, 738 nucleotides. Lineage: Eukaryota; Fungi; Glomeromycota; Glomeromycetes; Diversisporales; Acaulosporaceae. The record is from the annotation of a GenBank genome assembly.